AUGUUUCCUACGAGAGCUCUUUUCAGCACCACCGUUCGCGUAACGCUCUUCACGCGGGCCAAUUGCGGGUUGUGUGUCACCGCGAAGAACACCGUGGCUCAAUUGAAUAAGCGAAAGCCUUUUGAUUAUCAUGAAGUAGAUAUCAUGGUCCCUGGAAACGAAGCAUGGAAGAACGUCUACGAGUUUGAUGUCCCGGUUCUGCAUAUCCAAGCUCCUCGGACUGGGACGGAGCUAUCCGACCCGAAGAAGUUGUUCCACAGGUUUACAGAGGAAGCAGUUGAGGAUCUGGUCGACCAGGUUGAAAAAGAGGCUCAUUAA
Monascus purpureus is the source of this 318-nucleotide messenger RNA. NCBI's taxonomy places the organism in Eukaryota, Fungi, Ascomycota, Eurotiomycetes, Eurotiales, Aspergillaceae. The record is from the annotation of a GenBank genome assembly.